This is a messenger RNA of Closterium sp. Yama58-4, 4652 nucleotides long. Lineage: Eukaryota; Viridiplantae; Streptophyta; Zygnematophyceae; Desmidiales; Closteriaceae. The record is from the annotation of a GenBank genome assembly.
CAUGGCGGUGCGGGAAGCAGGGCGCGCUGACGGCCGCGGUGCUGGCGGCGGUGGCGGUGGCUGCUUGCGUGGCCUUCCUGCACCUCGCCUCGCACCGCCGCAUGGACGCGCUGCCGCAGCACCUGCAACCACUGCACCCUAUUGGCUUGACAGCUGCCCUUCUCGCACGUGUCACUCACGCGAGUUUCCAGCAAGCACCUGCCAUUCAAGGAGCAGGCCUGCAGAGCAUCAACUGUGAUGGCAGCAGGAGGGAAGGCGGCAGCGCUAGCGUCAAAAGCGGCAACAGCAGCACCUCACACACAAGGCAGAACGAGAGCUUAGCAGGCGGGAGGGAACGGGGUGAGGAGGACGGCGAGGGGGAGUAUCUGCUCGUGCAGCUCGCAGGGGGACUCAACCAAAUGCGGUCAGGGAUCUGCGAUGCAGUGGUGGUGGCGAAGCUGCUAGGGGCGACCCUGGUGCUGCCGCGGCUGGACAACUCCUCCUGGUGGGCGGACGGCAGCACAUUCUCCGACGUGUUUGACGCGCCUCACUUCAUCCGCAUGCUCGCCCCCUCAGUGAGGGUGGUGCCGCAAUUGCCCACGGUGCUCAGGGACCUGCCUCCAGUGGAGCGCACGGUGCCCAAAGCCUCCUCGCCCGACUACUACACGCACCACGUGCGCCCGCUCAUCAGGAGGGCGCAGGUGUUGAAGCUCAACAGCUUCAAGUUCAGGCUCACCGAUGACCUCCCUGCACCCCUGCACAAGCUUCGCUGUCAAGCCAACUACGAGGCUCUGCGCUUCGUGCCGCCAGUCACUCGAGCCGUCGCCCGCCUCACCAGCGCUCUCGCCCACCCCUCCCCCCUCGCCACCUCUGCUGCCAUCGACUCUGCCACUCCUGCUGCUGCCCUCGCUGGUCCUGCCGGCGCUCCUGCCAGUGCUGGUUCUCCUCAUCCUGCUGCUGCUGCCGGUGCUGCUGCUGCUGCUGCUGCCGCUGCUGCUGCCGCUGCUGCCGGUGCUGCUGCCAGUGCUGAUGUGGCUGCUGAUGCAGAGGGAGGCGGUGGUGGUGAGGGGGCACCUAAGUAUGUGGCGCUGCACCUCAGGUACGAGCCUGACAUGCUGGCAUUCACCGGGUGUGACUAUGGCGGAGGGGCGCGUGAGAGGAGGCUGUUUGAGAGGAUCAGGAAGAGAUGGCCGUACCUGCCCCGCAUGAACCCCAAGCUGCAACGGGCCAAGGGCAAGUGCCUUCUCACUCCCUCGCAGGUGGCACGGGCUCUGCAGGCACUGGGCUUCCCCCCAUCCACGCGGCUCUACAUCGCCUCGGGCGACCUGUAUGGGGGCCGCUCUGCGCUGAUUCCUUUACUCAACGCCUUCCCCCUCGCCACCGACAAGCACUCCCUCGCCCACGCUGGGGGGACGGACGGCAAGGGUGGUGGCGAUGGGGAUAUGGCAGGGGCCAUGGGUGGAGGAGGGGCGUUGGAGGGGGUUGAAGGGAGGAAGACACUGCUGGCAGCGGUGGACUAUGAGAUGUGCCGGCGGGGGGAGAUGCUGGUGCUCAACAACAAUGGCAACAUGGCUCACAUGCUCGCCGCCCAUCGCAGGCAUGACGGGGCGGACAGCGGCGUGUGGGACGCUCACUUCCACCACCUCUUCCUGCCGCUGCCGCUCUCGCCCUCCCUGCCUGACGACCACGAUGCACCGCACAACGGGUCGCAUAGCGACCCACGUGCAGCGACGGUGGCAGUGCUGCAUGAGAAACCGCUGUGGCUGCACUCGCCACUCUACGCUGAAGGGAGGCUCGACCUGGACAUCGUACCAGCUCCGGCACAAUCACCGCCACGUCAGCAGCCACCUCAGCAACCACAGCCGCAGCCGCAGCCGCAACCACACCCGCUGCCAGGCGAGCCGCAGCCGCAGCACAACCCGCAUGGGGCACAGCAGGCGCCGUGGCUGGUGGAGCAGCCGCCCAUCCCCUUCCCCACCCACCCCCACUCGGACCGCCGCCGCCUGCUGAGCACCGGCACCAGCAGGAUAGGCACCAGUACCGGCAAUGGCGCUGGCAGUGGCAGGGCGCGCUCCUCCCAGCACCUCAGCAGCGCCCGCCUGGCCUCUGCCCGCCUGCUCCUGUCGCCUCCUGAGUCCUUCCCUGUUGGGGCCGAGCCUGAUACGCAGAGCAGUGGGGGGCAGAGCAGUAGCGGGCAGGGCACGGGGCGAAGGCUGCUGGCAGAAGUGGCAGGAGGCAACACGGGAAGUACGGGUGGCAGCGGCAGUGGCAGCAGUGGUGGCGUUGGCAGCACGGUGUCUGUGAGCCUCCACCUGCUCUCGUCCCUGCGCAACGCAGCUACGAGCAUGGAGGUGGCGCCCGGGUCGGAGGAGGCGAUGGAGCUGCAGGCGUCCAUGGCGGAGUGCUACGGCAUGCUGCACCCCUCGCCUGCUGUGCAGCAACUGGUUGACCGGGAGAACCUCACGCACGUGCGCCACAGCACUGCCGUCUACAUGGAGCCGGUGCUGUCAGGGUGCACGGGGUGCGAUGUGAAGCAGCUGGUGAACUGCACGGCUCGUCGCCUCAUGUGGCUGUUCCUCGCACACCCCGCCACGCGCACCACCAUCGCCGCCUUCUGGCCCUCGCAGGCCCUCGCCGUCGCCCACACCUUCCACCCCGCCCGCCAGCCGCACCUCCUCCGCACCACUCUGCACCGCUCUGAACAGUGCCGGCCGAACCCGCAGCGCGGGGAGAUGGCGGCGCCGGCCAUCGUGCCGCACGCGUGGACGCCGAAGCAGAUCGCGGAGAAGCGGCACCGCGCUGACAUGGCCAAGAAUGUCACCCGCGCUGACGCUGCUGCUGCUGACGUGGCGAAGAGCGUGACGAGCAGGAAGGAGCGCAAGAAGUGGCUGGAUAAGGCGGUUCAGGAGCACAUGGAGGCGGGGGAGAAGGAGAACGUGAGUGGCACGGGCGAGGGGGGCGGGGAGGAGGGGAGCGGGGCAGGAGCAGGAGAGGAAGCAGCGGGAGGAGGGGAGGGAGGGAGUGCGAGCUUGAUUGCUGGGGUGGAUGGGCCGGAUGGAGGGGGAGAGGCGGGGGGGAUGGACGCCAAGGGCGAUGCGCGCAGGGAGCGAGUGCUGGAGUUCCUACAGAAGAUGUACGGGCCGGGCAUGGGGGCAAGGGAGAUGGGCAAGACAGCGGGCGAGCAGCGGCGGCAGAUCAGGGCGAUGCUGAAAGAGCUCAUGGGCAGGGACUGGAAGGCCGUGCUGGCAGGUGAGGAGCAGGGGGAGAAGGAGGGGGAGGGGGAUGAGGAGGGGGAGGGGGAGGGUGACGGGGAGGGGGAGGGUAAGCAGAACGUUUUCAGUUUGGUGCGAUUGCGGCGGUUGCUGCAGUCUGAAGGGGGGGAGGAUGGUGACGAGAAUGAGGAGGGGAAUGAGUCGCAUGCAGGCACGGGGAGAAAGAAGGCGAAGCAGGAGCAGCAGCAGCAAGGCGAGACAAGGGAGCAGCUGAGGAAGCAGAUGGAGGUGGCGGAGAGAGAAGUGGCUGAGAGGGAAGCGAGGGAGAGGGAGGAGGCACAGAGGGAGUGGGCGGGGCUGGACGCGAAGCAGAGGUCCAUCCGGUGCUCGCAGCUGGAGGCGGCAGAGCUGUUCGCGCUCUCCCACGCGCCGCGCCUCAUCCACCUGCAGCAGUCGCCUCAAGCUGACUUCCUGCACGCGCAGGCCAUCGCCCGCCGCACCCAAGUGGCCUCCCAAGCCGCGGGUGGUGCAGUGGGGAGGGGGGAUCGGGGCGGCGGGGGGUGGGUGGGGGCGAUGGCGGAGGGCGUGGAGCGCGGGGAGGAGGUGGGGCUGGUGCGCGAGGAUACGGUGUGCCAGGCACCAGCGACGAAGCCCAUCACGAAGCACCGCAUUGGACACCAGCUCAUCGUCGAUGAGGACAUAGGGCUGCUGUACUGCUGGGUGCCCAAGGUGGCGUGCACGAGCUGGAAGGUGUGGCUGAGGCAGCAGCACCACGACACGCACAGCAACGACCUGCUCUCCACGCACCGCCCCUUCGCCUCCAACAUCACGGAGCUAUGGUACGCGCUGUCGGAGCCAGAAGCCAUCCGUGCCGUGACGCGGCCCGACCUGCUGCGCUUUGUGUUCGUGCGCCAGCCCUUCGAGCGCAUCGUGUCGGCGUACCUCAACAAGCACGUGGCGGGCGGCGGGCCCGACGGAUGGGGGAGGAAGUUCUGGAACCUGAACUUCUUUGGGCACCUGGCGUACUUCCGGCAGAUGAGCAACCGCACGGGCGGCAACUUCACGUUCCCCGAGUUCGUGCGCCUCGUGGAGUAUGGCAUGCGCUUCGACAGGCGCAAGAACAUGGACAACCACCUCGCGCCACAGUCGCUGCUGUGCGGGUUGGACCGCAUAAGGUACGGCCUGGUGGGGCGGUUUGAGCGCAUGGAGGAGGACGUGAAGGCAGUCAUGACGCGCCUGGGCCGCCAGCCGGGCGAUGCGUUUGACUUCGGCAAGAAGAUCCACCCCACCAAGUCACGCGACCAGCUGCUGCAGCUGUAUAGUGAUGCUGCGACGUAUUUCAAGGUGAAGAGCACGUAUGCAGCGGACAUGGAUGAGCCAUUCAAUAACAUCCACUUCGACCCGCCGCCUGAGCUGCGAGACAAGUUUGAACCAAACCAAAGUCAAUACAGGGCGCGAUGA